UGCAAUAUUAAAAGCGGUGUAAAUAUCUGUAAUGUCACGCGAUGCAACCAGAGGUGUCUUCCGAUUUUGUCACUCGAUCGCUCUUUAUCGCCCCCUGAUCAAAUGGUGCUGCUAUAAUUUUCACCGUUUCAGAUGCACAUAGUGCAUGGCGGUAAACGGAUCUGAAGUCUGGAGGAGCGUUACGAAGGGGAUUUCUGCCAUUUACCUAAAUUAAUCCGAAUACCGACACAGAUUUAGGUCUUUUUAAUUUUUUAAUUAAAUCAUCAGUCACAUCGAGUGUUAUCCUUUGGUCGAACGCCACUUUUUUUAAGAUGUCCACAAAAUAAUUGACUGAUAAAAUAGCUGUAGUUUUUUUUUAUCAAGUAUCCCAUUACCAUCAUUUAACGAAAUACAGAUAAUAUUUAAUGGAAUUUGUAAGCAUUUGUCUGUUGUUUUCAACGUAGCUCUAAUAGCAGUACUUAACUUUACGUAAUAGUUUCCUAUAGUUUCAACAGCACUAUAACUUACGCGACUUAGCUAGCUAACCAAAAAAAAUCCAAAUUUAACCUCGAUGGGACCAGUUGGGUAUGUUUUUAUUUUUUCAGAGUGGUGUAAGAUUAUUAAUAAAAGGAAACGAUACGUAUACGUACGUCUCGUGUGAAAUUGGUAACCUUUUAGCUGAGCAGUUAGUCUCCCGUAAUUUUAUCUGUAUAUCGAUGUCUGUCUGUAUGUCUCUCUGUCUGUAUCAUUUCAGUAAUUACAGGUCUGAUAGAGAAAUUACGUGUCCAAUACAGUCUAGAAGAUGUUCUCUGCUGUCAGAUACAAGUCUAUAGAUUAUGCAUUUGAGGCUUCUACAAGAUGCAAGCUGACUGUGAGCUUGCUAUCCCUCCCGUUACCAGAACGAACAGGAGAACUUCCGGAUCUUGCUUUUAGGGAGCCAUGGACCAGAGCAAAAGUAAUGUCCUCUUGUAGGCUAUCAGUUGGUGGAUCUGUGCUGGAUGAUUUGUGCACAAGUAGAGAAGUGGUAGACAUUCCAGAAAGGAUAAGUUUCUCCUCGACUCGAGGAGGAGUAGCAUGUCUGACUUCCCAGACUGGUGUGAACCACCCAUCCUGGUGUGAGACUUUCAGCAUAGGUGCAAUAGAACAACACCUGAUAAGACAACAUGAGAGUCUCUGCUUGGAGGAGGCGUUGUGUGUUGAUUUCCUACCAAAAUUCCAGAAGCUUCCAUCGCUGAAUGUUCUUUUGACCAGACUGAAAACCCUAACUGUGUCAGACCCUUUGCUAGCCCUCAUGGCUGUUUCAGAGCCCUGCAUUCUGAGGGACUGUGUGCCGUGGCAGGACACUGUGGCAGCAGGUGCCCAGACUGGGGAAACCAAUGUAAAGGAGCAUUUUCUCACAGAGUCUCUGGCAGACACAGAGAGUCUCCUUCUUGAUGUGGUACUUGAGGUCCACGUCCAAAGCCCAGCUCGCCCUUCUCUGUACAGCACCCUCCAGAACAUAACUUCUGCUGUCCCUGAAGUUGUACUGGAGAGUAGUACCAGUCUGGAGUACCUCAGAAUGGAUACAGCUGCAAGUGUCCAAAUGAGGAUAGAGUUGUAUGACAUGCCCAAUGAACUAACCAGCCGUGAUUUGGCAGUCGAAUCACCAGUUCUUUCUUCUCCUCCAGCCUGUCUCAUCCUCCUGCCCAACCUGGAACUGGAUGUUCCCCUCAGACCUCCAUGCCCACCCUGCCUCCCCCAGCCCAGGACCAGCUGCCUCCAGCUUCAGAAGGAGACACUGUCACCAGAAGAUCGUCUUGACCUUCUGCAUGAUGGUGGUAGAGCUGCAAUGGAGGGCCUGUGGAAAGCAGAGAAACAUCACUAUUCCAUCCUGGACCUGCUGCUGGCAGAACCGCAGGUGUGUCGCCGUGCAAAGCCUUACCCACCCCUUCUGGAAGCUGCAGAACUGAUGGACAUCAAGCGGUUUAUCGAGGUGCACAGACACCUCGAAACUGAACACUUCAUUCUGAACUUCAACCCGGACCUGGGUGUGGAGAAGACAACCCCAGUAGACCAGAUCCACGCAGACACUGUUCUUGCCCCAGUGGAAGAUUUCUCAGUUUUCUCCUUCAGACAGAUUGAUUAUAUUCUAACAGAAUCGAGUGAUGAGUCGGAAUAUAUAAAGCAGCCCAAGAAAGGUGUGGAAGACUUGGAUAUAGAUAUGGACUUGGAUGACAUGAGUGACAGUGCAAAAGUCAGUCUACCAGUCAGACCUAAAAGUCAGAACAUACUUAACAUACCUAGAGCUCACAGAACAGAGUCUAGCCCAGUGGGGGGGUUGGAGAGAAAGAAUACAUCCACCCUGGCCAGAGCUUGUGGAAUGGAGACUCCUAAUAGAAACACAGCCUGGACAACUCGGAAGGAUCUAGACCCUCUGCAGACCUUCAUGAUGCUCCGGUCCCAGCAGUGGCACCAAUCUGUCAACCAAGAGCAUCCAGCAGAACCAGUGUGCCGGUCUUUUCCAGCUCCCAGACAGAAACUAGAGCCCAAUCAGAAGCCAGUGUGUACAAUAUCAGACAGAGACAGCACAGGAGCCAAAGACAUUUGCAAUGCAACUACAGCUAAGGGCAGAGGCAGUAGUCGUGUCAUUGCUGUGCAGGCAUCAGAGAGCCAGAGACAGGCGUUUCAAGAGCUCCGGGCUGUGACAAUGUCCUGCCUGUCAAACAGCAAUUCCUGUGCCAUGGGGAGUCAGACUGAUUUCCAUAGCCUGUCCUCAGACCAAACCCUGUUCCUCCUUAGGCAACAGGAAAAAGAGCUCACCAGGUGCUUGAUGCAAGGAGAGUCCAGUGAGAAAGGCGUUCAUAUGCACAAAGAACUGAGCUUGAUACACAUGCUGGUUACAGCCAGAGACCUGCUUCUCACCUGUGACCUCAGUGCUGCUGUCGACUACCUUGAUGAAGCACGGACAGCAGAUGUGGGAGGCUGUCUGCACUCGCUGUGGACCAGACUGCGUGUGGUGCAGUACCUGAGUUGGAGGAGCAGAGAGCCGAACCCUAAAGCAGCUCAGCUGGAGCAGGAGAUGAAGGCCUGGUGGCUGAGGAACAGGACUCAGAUACCUCCUCCUAAAGUUCUUGUCAUCCUCGCCAUGGACACAGACUGUGUAAGGGCUGAGGUUUAUGACACGCUUAGUCAGAUCACAGGUGUCCCUGUGUCAUUCCUUUAUCCAGAAGAGGGGAGCAGGAAGCUGGAUGGUCAGAGAGUGAGCAAGAGUUUGCAGGAGAGUUGGUGUGUGGUGAUCAGCAGCUCCCACAUUGGUCCCUGCUUUCCCUGGGACUGCCUCUCCCUGGUAGUGGAGUAUGACAGCUCAGAGUCUUCAGCCUGGGCUUCUCUCUGCCGGGAGACGGCCAUCAGCCACAUGACUUUCCGGACCAUUAUUCCAGUUGUUGACCCAACCCAGGCUGACCGCGCUGUGGAGCUGGACAUCGCUUUCGUACUGCUGGCAGCAGGCAGUCUGUUUCGCAGUGAGGACCUGCUGCAGACCCUACAGUCUACGUACGGCAUGACCCUGCUGGAGAGGAGCAUCCAGCCCUCUCCUCAGAUGCUGGGCAGACAAGAGGGUCAGUCUGUGGUCACAGUGGAUGAGAGCACAGCAGUUUUCACGCAGGAGCUGGAAGCACUGAGGAUAGAUGAGAUCACCGAGCACAUGGUACGGAGACUGACAGCCCUCUCUCUGCAGUACAGCCACUGCUGGGUCCUCCUGCUCUGCCCCGAGGAUCAUAGCUCUGGGUACAACUGUACCAGUGAGGUCUUCAGAAACCUGCCUCAGAUCUACUCGCAGCUUUCAUGGUUUGGGGAGAAGACGAAAGACAUGGGUGUCAAGGUGCUGUUUGUGACUGGAAUGGCAGACCUGGCCAGAUGCAUGCAUGACAUUGCUCACCACACCCUGAUGACCUCUGGCAGAGAUCCCAUCACCUGGCUAGACAGAGACUGGCUCUCGGUGCUGGCGUCUCAGGAGGAGAAAUGGCUGACACGUUUCCCUAGCAUCUCCCCACUGGUUGCCCAGCUGAUGCUAUCCCGAGCCCCAAGCCUUCACUGGCUUCUUACGGCUCCUCUCCCUGAUCUCCGGAGAUUACUUCCUGAGGUCCCUGAGAAAGUGAUCAAGCUUUUCAGCGAGACGGCAGCGUUGUUCCCGCCGAUCAUGUGCCAGUCCCCGGAACCUCCAUCAGGGUUCUUCUUAAGUCCUGGGGCCCCUGGAAGGGAAGAUGAACUCCUCUCACCUGGAACUUUCUAUCCAGCGGACUUUGGGGCCUACGAUGCCAGUAGCUCACUUAGUCUGAAGGAUGAGGGAGUGGCGCUUGAACUUGGUUUCGGUUGUGGCUCAGGAGCGGCUGCAGACCUUGAAGGCCGUUUCCUUACGAGCAGGGAUUCCUGCAUGGCACAGGAACCUAAGGAAUCAAGCAUGAAAUGCACAGCCCUGCUUAAGCAGAUGAGCUGGCCUUUCAAUGACCCUAACCCCCAUGGUCUGUCUGUGGAAGGUCCUUUCCAAAUGGCUGCUCAAACAGGCCAUAAUUCUCUGCCCCCAAAAUAUGCACAGGAGCUGUUUCUGCCCCGCCCUACAGGCCCCCCAUGGAGGGCCAGUACCUCCCUAGUGAACACUACCAAUGACAUCACCGUCCACUGGAAAGGGUGUUUCAACAGGGGGCUGGCAGGGAAGAGGAGUGCAGAAGGGAUGGAAAAGGAAGAUGUGACAGAAGUUAUACCGCAUGCGGCGAAGAGAAAACUGACCUAUGAAAGAAUCCCCGGUCGUGGUGAUGGACAAACACGGCUCAUGUUCUCCUAGCAAACUGUGUAGCAAUGCUCCUGUUCUUAUGGACUUCUCAUAAUGCACAAGUUAUCUGCUUGAUAAACAUUCAGCAAAAGACCUAUUCCCUUGUUACAGAAAUAUCAAGCAUUUGGUUUAUGCUAAAUACAAAUUCUGUAGUCAGUGUGGAGACAAAUUAAUUUGCAAAACCCUAGAAGCUGCCCUGGGGUUAUUUUCCAUGUGCCUUUGCAGUAUUCAUCAUUUGAUUGUGAGAGAAUAUUGCCAAUUGGAAGGGAAUAAACAUUUCAGAACUAAUUUAUAUAAACUGAAGUGUUCAUGUUGCGGAAAAAUUCCCAAUGCAAGACUUACAGUAGUUCUUAAUGUCCUCAUGUUUCUACCUAAUGUUUUGGUAUUCAGCAUUUCAAAAUAAACUUCUGCUUAAAUGCGCA
Paramormyrops kingsleyae is the source of this 5208-nucleotide messenger RNA. It is a transcript of the gene shoc1, whose product is annotated as shortage in chiasmata 1. Lineage: Eukaryota; Metazoa; Chordata; Actinopteri; Osteoglossiformes; Mormyridae. Gene Ontology annotation, cellular component: condensed nuclear chromosome. Gene Ontology annotation, biological process: resolution of meiotic recombination intermediates. The record is from RefSeq and is a predicted model, not a curated record. Gene Ontology annotation, molecular function: ATP hydrolysis activity; single-stranded DNA binding.